Messenger RNA from Hyalella azteca, 870 nucleotides. RefSeq lists its product as uncharacterized. The transcript is spliced from 4 exons. NCBI's taxonomy places the organism in Eukaryota, Metazoa, Arthropoda, Malacostraca, Amphipoda, Hyalellidae. Bases 12 to 746 code for a protein of 244 amino acids. The record is from RefSeq and is a predicted model, not a curated record.
UUUAGUGGCAUAUGGCCGCCACAUGGGCCCUGCUCUGCCUUGCUGCGAUGGCUGCCCCAGCUACGUCGCUCGGAUUCAUGGCUUCGUUCGCUGGGAAGGCUUUACCGCCCCGGUAUUCCCAAGUGAAUACCACUUUUGCAACUGCCUGUCAAUGCAGGAUGGCGUGUUUAGUGAACCCCGCAUGCGCUGCAGUGUCCACCGCUCCGGAAAUCGUGAUGUCGAACCCAACCGGAAUGUUCCUGUGCACUUUUGCUCGUGUCAAUGUGGUCGACGCGGCCCGUCUCAUCAACGCUACGUCGAGUCAAGCAAUCACUUCAAUUAAAGACUUCAAGUGUGACGCACCUUUCAAACUCAUCUUUGGCGUUGGAUGCAUUUUGGUGGUAGAGGAGAAGUUAGAUUUUGAAAAUGCAACUGAGAAUUGCCCUCCUGGAUCUGCCUUGUACACUCCUGAAGAUGACGUAAUUUUCCACAACUUCAUAGAAUACAUGAAGCUGAAAACCUUGGGACGAAUGGAUUUCUGGCUUGGCUUCAAGAACUUCGGAAACGCUCAAAACCAGACCUGGGCUUGGUUCGAUGGCCGCAUCGUGUCCUCUACCACCGGUUCUUGGUACUGGACAAAAUACGAACCUGAUGGAACUGGAACCGAAUGUGCGCGUCUCUUUGGAAAUGGAGCUGAAACAGGCAUGAAAGACAAUCCAUGUAGUAGCCGCUACUCGUCUGUGUGUCAAAUGAAUAGCCAUCCCUAGGCUAACAUUUGUGUUGGACCAAUCGUGCGAAGUCUAAUCCAUUCGUAGGUACAACAUUCACGCUGAACUAUGCGUGUGAAGUAGAUAUCUAUCAAUGAGCACAACAUUUAACCCUCCACUGCCG